AUCAGUGUACUUUUCGGAUUCUUAACGAUCGGGUGCAUUCAAAACAAAUAACUAUUUUAUUAACAUUUAUUUAACAUUAAUAUUAACAUUUUAGAGUUAACUGAUGUAACAUUGUAAACCAAUAAACAUUUUUACUGAGACUCUCCGGUCUUUCAACAACCACCGCAAGCUACCAUCCUCAACAUUUGGUCCUUCGAGAAAAGUACUUCGCGCGCGUCAGUACUUGGACCAUCGGGCUACGUAUACGCGAGUGAAGUGCAAAGAACUAGCAGAACAUUUGAGUGGUGCAGUUUGCAGUGGAAGCGGCAACAGCAGAGGAAGCCGAAGUGCAGCAGUAGCAUUCGGCCAGGUGACACUAACGACAGGAGAUAUUCAAGUAAGAUCUUUCCAUAUUUAAUCUUUGGGAGCUAUUACUGAGGAAACAUGACGGACGUGAACAAUCAGUUCGUUUUAGCAGAGGAAAUAAAGUCUGUUUUAACCAAUUUUAAGAAGGAUGGAGCGGAAAGGAAAAGCAACGCGGAGUAUGUUAGGCGGAAAUUAAAAAAGUUGGAAGAAUUAUGGAAAGAAUUUCAAUUUAACCACGACCGGGUGUACACGGAGACACCAAGGACGGAUCCUUAUUUUACGGAACAACUUUACGAAACAACGGAAGAGGUAUAUAAGGAGUGUAAGAACUUGAUGAAUGAAGAGUUGUGGAAGAACAAGACCCCUACUACGGUAAGGGGAGAGCAAACGAAGGAGGUAACGGGACCAGCGGGUACUAGUAAACAGUUGCUAGACUCGCGGGACAAAGAUUUGUCUAAGAGACCCGUCGAACAGGAGUACAAGAGUCAUGGGGUAUACAGUCGGAUAGAUGAAACGCUACGAAAGCAGGAGGCGAACUUUCGGGCAUUUCAAAGAACAGUGGCUAACAUUGACAUAGAAACGUUGACAGCGAAAUGGGAGUAUGAAGAUGCUCUUAAAACAUUAAACGCCAGGUGGGAAGCAAUCGACACACUUCACUUAGAAAUCGAUAGUGAGCUAAACGGUGAAAACAUAACAUACGACGAGAGUUUUGCUUCCUACGAAAAACAAUAUAACAACUUAAAGAAAACAAUUAACACUAAGAUGUGGUCAGUAUCGCACAGGGAGAAGACGACACCUAAGCUGGAAAUACCAAUCUUCAGCGGAAAUUAUAAUCAGUGGGUAUCGUUUAAAGAUUUAUUUGUAGAGGCUAUACAUGCGAAUCCCGCAUUGUCCAAUGCGCAAAAAAUGCAAUUUUUAAAGGCUAAGCUCAGAGGCGAGGCUGAAAGACUCAUACAACAUUUACCAAUAACAUCUGACAACUAUAUGACGUGCUGGGAGAUACUCAAUCAUCGCUACGACAACAAGAGAAUGAUUUUUACAUCGCAUAUGAACAUUUUAUUCGGUUUACCAAACAUUCAACAAAAUUCUAUGGCGCAAAUUAAGAGGCUGCAUGAUGUAUCUAUGGAAACUUUUAAUGCCAUCAAGAAUCUGGGAAUCGAUACAACAACCUGGGAUCCAAUUUUGGUUCAUAUUUUGGGCCAAAAACUAGACUCAGAAACAUAUACGGAUUAUUUAGAAUCCCUUAAAAAUACAAGAGAUAUGCCAAAGUUACAAGAGCUUUUGGACUUCCUAGAGAGCAAAUUUACAACACUAGAAACGUCAGCUCGGAGAAGGCAAGACGGACACCAAAAACCUAACACACAACAUUCAACAAACAUUCAACAACAUUCGUCAUCUUAUCGAAAACCAGUACAUACAUCCAACAACAAUUACAAAAGCAAUGGGAAUUACGCAGCGAUUGCGAAACCAAUCGGAUCGGGUUUCAAGUGCCCAUUGUGCAAAAGUGACCACGGAAUCUAUAAUUGCAAGUUUUUUCUACAAAUGCCAAACGAUAAAAAAUUAAAUGCGGUAAAUAGGUUGUCAUUAUGCCUUAAUUGCUUGUUUUCGCAUAAUGGAAAAACGUGUAACUCUACGAAAAGAUGUCGCAACUGUCAAGCUGCGCACAGCACUAUUUUACAUGACGCAUUGAGUAAGUCAACAAGCAACACAGCCACGACGUCAGCAAACAAGGAGCAUGUAGGUAGCAACGCGCAUGUGGCACAAACACAAAAUGAACAUUUAGAAACUCUUCUAGCUACAGCUGAAUUGAAAGUGAUGGGUGCUGACGGAUCUUUUUACAACAUGAGGGUGAUGGUGGACCCAGGGAGUCAGCUUUCUUUAAUAACAGAACAGGCCGCUCAGUUACUGAGAAUCAAGAGAGAAAAACACAGGGGAACGCUUUUCGGAGUAUGUGAGAGAGAAAAUAACUUUAAAGGGAAAAUAAACAUAACAUGCAAGUCUAACUAUAGCGACGACACAUUUAUUGCAGAGGUAAUAAUCGUAAACAACCUUGUCAAGGAUCUGCCUAACAAAACAUUUAGUAAACCAUCAUGGCCCAUAAUUGAAAACAUUGACUUAGCGGACCCGGAGUUCAACAUAAGUCGAAAAGUGGACAUGAUAUUUGGAGCAGAAGUUUACGCUAACAUUAUUUUGGAAGGAAUUAAGAAUUUUGGAGGCAAAGAUGCUACACAGCCUCUGGCACAACAAUCUCGGAUCGGAUGGCUUUUGAGUGGGAAGCCGAAACAAACAGGCAACACUUUCUACUGUAACGUGGUGAUAGACAACUUAGAGGAAUUACAACAGUUUUGGGAGGUAGAAGAUGUAACCGAAGAGGAAGAUUUAUCUGCGGAAGACGUAACAUGUAUUCAAUAUUUUCAGGAAACAACAGUUAGGAAACAAGAUGGAAGAUACCAGGUGCGGCUCCCCAUGAAACCAAAUUUCGAGAACAACCUCGGAUUGUCUAAACAAAAAGCCAUAGCUCAAUUUAGAAAUCUAGAACAAAAGUUUGAGAAACAACCAAAAUUAGCAUCGGAUUAUAAAACAUUUAUGAAUGAAUACGCUGAGCUGCAACACAUGAUGCCAGCUGACGGUAACAAGACUCUGGAAUGUUACUUAGGACAUCAUGGAAUUGAGCGCGUCGAGUCAUCAACUACACGCUAUAGAGUCGUAUUUAAUGCGUCAGCGAAAACUUCUACAGGAUAUUCCCUCAACGACCUAAUGUACAAAGGUCCCAACUUACAACAAGACUUACAAUUUUUAUUACUCAGAUGGAGACAGUAUAGAUAUGCGUUCACCGCCGACAUAGAAAAAAUGUACCGGCAGAUUUUGAUUCAUGAGGACGACGCAUGUUUACAAAGGAUAAUCUGGAGGGAAUCCACUAAACAACCCCUACAAACAUUUGAACUUAAAACAAUUACAUAUGGGAUGAAAGCGGGCCCGUUUCUUGCAAUGAUGACGCUAAAGAAGCUGGCGGAGGACGAACGAGACAACUUUCCAGAAGCCUCCAGAAUCUUAGAACAAUCCUUCUAUAUGGACGACUUAGUCCACGGAGUACACUCUAUAGAACAAGGGAAGAACGUUAUUAAAGACCUUGACCAGUUAUUGAAAACUGGAGGGUUCAACCUACGCAAGUGGUCAGCCAACAAUACAGAGUUAUUAACAGAUAUGACCAGCCAACAAAACAGCGUUAUUUUUAAUUUUAAAUCAGAUGUCGUUCCCAAAACUCUAGGGAUAUGCUGGAAUCCGACAAAGGACACUUUUACCUUCCGAUAUGAGACGACACAACACAACAAAAUAACAAAGAGGAUCCUUUUGUCAGAAAUCUCGAAAGUAUUCGACCCAUUGGGGUGGGUAGCGCCAGUAGUAACAAAAAUGAAAUUACUUUUCCAAAGUGUGUGGAAAUCAAAAAUGGAAUGGAACUCCGAAGUGCCAGAAGACAUUUAUAAAGAAUGGAACAAAGUGCAAACAGACCUCAACAAGCUUAAUGAAUAUGAGAUUCCUAGAUGGCUGAAUAGCCGCGAACAUGACAUAAUCGAGUUACAUGGAUUCUGCGACGCAUCUCUAGCCGCGUACGCAGGUGUCAUAUAUGCACGCGUCAAGAACCAAGAGAAGGUAGUGCUCGUGGCGGCCAAAACAAAGCUAGUACCAUUGAAAUCAAAAAUAACAUUACCGAAACUUGAAUUGAGCAGUGCGCAUUUACUAGCGAAACUUAUGAGUAAAGUCAAACGAGCCUUCGAAAAUCGUGAGAUCAAUACCUACGGGUGGACAGACUCAAAGGUGGCGUUAGGAUGGCUUCAAGGAGAACCAAGUCGCUGGAAACCCUUCGUUGCAAACAGAGUCAAACAGAUCACGGAAAUCAUGCCCUCGAAACAAUGGCAUUACGUAAACACAAAGGAGAAUCCAGCUGACGCAGCAAGUAGAGGAUGGUAUGUAUCUCAACUGCUAAGCGAUCAAUCCUUAUGGAAAACUGGGCCUACGUGGCUAACUACAUUCCGGCCAGAAAACAUUGAACAAGAAACAUUUACAACAGAUCACGAGGAAAAAACAUUUCAUUCUAACGUCAUACAACAUUCAAAUACUGAUCAAAACAUUAUAGAACAGUUAUUACAGAAACAUAGCUCAUUAGAAAAAAUAAUACACAUAUUAGCAUGGAUACAGAGAGCAUUGACACCUAAACGUAAACAACGGCCGAGUUAUCUGACACUGCAAGAAAUACGGAAAGCGAAAGCAACAAUAAUAAAACAUGUACAGCAACGUGAGUUUGGAGAGGAAUUAGAUCACUUGCGCAAGCACAAAUGCGUACAAAAACAAAGUAAGUUAAAACAGUUAAACCCGUUUUUAGAUGAAGAACAAAUUUUAAGGGUUAAAGGACGUCUAGAUCAAGCCUUGAUGAGCGAAGAGAUGAAACACCCAAAAAUUAUCCCUAGAGAGUCUCGCCUGGCAACUCUACUUAUAGACCAGGCACAUAAGCUAACCUUGCACGGCGGAGCUACGCUGACGUUGAGCUCCCUGCGCCAGGAAUACUGGAUAACAGGAGGAUAUAACACGGUGAAAAGAGAGCUACUCAAAUGCGUAACGUGCCGGAAACAAGAGGGAAAGAAACAAGUCCAACUCAUGGGAGAUUUACCCGCAGCCAGGUGCAACCCCGCCAAACCCUUUUAUCAUACGGGGGUGGAUUAUACGGGAGCAGUAGACAUAAAGGCCAGCAAAGGGCGAGGAGCAAGAACAUUAAAAGGCUACAUAGCCAUUUUUAUAUGUAUGGUGACGAAGGCUGUACAUCUAGAAUUGGUAACCGACUUAACAAGUUCAGCGUUUUUGGCGGCCCUCCGGAGAAUGGCAGCUAGAAGAGGAGCUCCGGCUCACAUGUACAGCGACAAUGGAAAAAACUUUGUUGGUGGAAACAGGAAACUGCAAGAGGGAUAUCAACAUUUACAGCACAUAACUGAUAGCAACUUUUUAGCCGAAAUUACCGGAAUGAACAUUGAAUGGCACUUUAACGCACCUUCAUGGCCAAGCGCGGGUGGCAUCUGGGAGAGAGCUGUACGAAGCCUCAAGCAUCAUUUAAAACGUGUAGUAGGAGAACAAAAAUUAACAUUCGAAGAGUACUCAACAAUUUUGACAUUAAUAGAAGGUUGCCUUAACUCUCGGCCAUUGUGCGCCCUUAACGACGACAUCGACAACCUCGACUUCUUAACGCCAAACCACUUCCUGUCGCCGGGAAGGCCCGGGGUAACAGUAAUAGACACAGCAGAAGACGCACGCACCAGAUGGCAUCUGAGCCAAAAAAUAUUUCAAGACAUUUUUAAAAGGUGGAAAACAGAAUAUUUAACACAACUGACAGCGAGAACAAAAUGGCAAGAACCCCAACAAAACAUUGAGAUCGGAAACAUGGUUGUAAUCCACGAAGACAACCUUCCACCCGGAAAAUGGGCUAUGGGACGAGUGAUCGACGUACAUCCCGGCAAGGACGGUCAUGUUAGAGUGGUGACCCUAAAAACAAAAAGCGGCGAGUUAAAAAGGCCAAUAACAAAAUUAUCCCUUCUCCCUAUCGACAAACAAACGCCAGAGAGCACUGAAACUUCAGAACCAAAAAACAAGAAGAAACAACGCACCUCAACAAACAAACAACGACCUUAUGUCCUAUCACUACUUAUGAUGUUUCUUUAUAUCCUGACCAUAGCUACACACGGAACGUGCAUGCAAACAACUCAGUUAACAAAAAAUCAAGCGCUUUACUUUGACAAAGUUGCCGACAUGCAGAUAAUCAGAGAUGAGUGGAAGAUAAUAGCCUACUACAACCUAGACCCUUACUGGGAAGGCGCAGUAGCGUUCACGAAAUAUUACCAACAUUUAGAUAACAUUUGCAAACAAAUAAAACCUAUGUCGCAUUGUGAAAUCAUCAUGUUACAGUUACGUCACGGUUUCGAGGAGCUUGAAUAUAACAACAAAGUUUUGCUGAAACAACCAAUACACACUCGAGCCCGAAGGAGACGCGGCUUCGUAAACGGAGUCGGGAAUAUCGCAAACACUCUGUUCGGCGUAUUAGACAGUCGAUUCGCGGAACAGUAUGAACGAGACAUUGCGUUAGUACGAGAGAAUCAAAGACAUCUGGCCCAGUUAUGGAAAAAUCAAACCUCUGUCGUGGAAGCAGAGUACAAUUUACUUCAAAGAACAGAAAACACCAUACAAAAACAACAUAAGAUUAUAAACCAGCACUUAACACGUCUAGAAAUGAAUUCAUUUGCAAUAACAAAACAAAUCAAUGAACUUGAUGUUACAGCAGAAUUCACCUUAAUAGCAAUGGCCGCGACUAACAUACUGACCCAUUUAAAAGGUAUUCAAAUGUCACUACUGGAUACAAUUACAGAUAUCCACAAUGGACACAUCAACGUUAACUUGAUAAGCCCGCAACAACUCCAAAACGAAUUAAGUAUCAUAUCGGGACAAUUGGAUAAAGAACUUACACUACCUAUCGAUAACAUUCAGCUUGACUUAACAAAUAUUUACCAUUUAUUACGGAUCAAAUGUGUCAUGACAAAACGAUACAUUCUUUUGGAAAUACGUGUACCAUUAAUAAGCAGAGAUAACUACGAUUUAUAUAACCUUCAAGCCAUACCUCGACAAGUAGGCAAAAACAUGCUAGUAGUGAUACCUAUCGAAAGCCAUAUUGCAAUGAACCUUCAAAAGGACUCCUACUUACCUAUCACAACAAACGAGUUAGAACGUUGUAUAUCACGUGACUCAACAACAUAUUUAUGUCAAUUGACCAGCCCUGUCUAUAAAAUGAAGAGCGACCUUGACUUUUGUGUAAGAGAAGUCAACACCGUAGAUCGGUGCAAAACCAAUAUUAUUACAUGCCAAAACAAAUGGAUAAGCUUGUCCAGUGUAAACCAAUACCUAUCCUUUUGCUGCGACAAGUGUAACCUACGAAAUUUGUGCAAAGAUCAAGUUACAGCGCAUCAGCUGACUGGCGCAAACAUUAUCAACAUUCCCGAAGGCUGCAUCAUAAAAAUGGAGAAUUUGACUGUUUACACCCACAAAAAGAAGGAGAGCACACUCCACAUAACCCCUGACGUCGAAGUUCCGAAUAUUGCCCCAAUUAAUCAUGUAAUUAACAUAACAGUUCAGAAUAUGGAAACAGAAAUGACAACAGAUGGCAAAGCUGAUGGUACUGCGUUAUUAAGGGAAAGCAUAGAGCAGAACAUUAAGAUUAUGAAAGAAGAACAACCCUUAACGAAGGAGAUAUCGAUUCACGAUAUACACCACUAUACCCUCAUCUACGGUAUCUUGAUAAUUGGAGCGAUAAUAAUCCUUUUUCUCGGCUGGAGAAGGAUGCAGUCGCAACGAGAGACGGUAGCAGCAACUGCAAGACAAGCGGCCGAGGUGGUCGACAACCGGGAGGCUGGGCCGCAGCCACAGCCCUCCAGGCGCAACAACGAUUGUGUGGAAACAAGUGGACCUAGUGAAAGUGCGCGAGUGCAAAUAAAUGACCGUGAUAGUGUUCUCUAUACAGAGCGGGGCACGACCCCAGUGUUAAGAAAAAUAGCGUUUAGUGACGAUUCUAUGUGAACGUAACAAUUACUUUAUAGGACUUUAAGUUUUAUACAAUUUUAUUUGUAAAUUUUACACAACAUUUGUACAAGUUUCUUUGAUUUACUUUCAUUUUACGAUUUUUAUAAUUUAAAUGUCUAUUGUAAUUUCUAUCUUUUGCCCUCGGCAAGAU
Cydia amplana is the source of this 8107-nucleotide messenger RNA. RefSeq lists its product as uncharacterized. The transcript has a single exon. Bases 424 to 7953 code for a protein of 2509 amino acids. The record is from RefSeq and is a predicted model, not a curated record. Gene Ontology annotation, biological process: DNA integration. Gene Ontology annotation, molecular function: nucleic acid binding. Lineage: Eukaryota; Metazoa; Arthropoda; Insecta; Lepidoptera; Tortricidae.